AUCAGCAGCAGUGGGUAAAAAGCUCAGUUAGAAACCCAGAAUAAGUACUUUACCCGGUCUCAGUCUUCACCUUCGGCUCCUUCCUCCCAUUUUCAACUCAUUUCUCCACUUUUGAUCCAGGCAGGAAACCCGUGGACAUGGCUCCCAAAAGGCUCAAGGUUGGACACAAACAGCCGGACAUCCGAGCCUUCACCGUUCCAAGGAAGAGUGUUCCUGGCACUUCCUGUAACACACCUGGGAAACAGCCAGAGCCUCAGACUCCAACAUGCACUCCGCUGAGAGUGAAGAAUGAGGACGGUGGUGAUUAUGUGGUCUCACGUUUACACCAUUUCACCGUGAAAUUGAGUCCGUCUGACCAAAAGGAGUACUACAUUGAUUGUGAUCAACCACGCACAGUGCUGGAGGCAAUCAAAUCCACUCUUAGUACUCAUGAGAAGAUGCCAACAUGUGCAGAUGAGAACAUUAUCAUUCAGAUGGGUAAAGAAGAUAGGGAGUCAAUACUUGCCACUCACUUCCCUUGUACCUGUGUUCCUGAUGGUGAAUCUCUGAUUAUAUCAUGCAAAUCAGAAAAGGUUGAGGUUUUGGAGGAACGUGAUGCAGAAGUACACCCGCAAGACAAAUACUCUGUCUUCUACAUCGAUACAGUGGGAGGUCUUAACACUAAAACCAAAGACCUGUUUAGGAGCAAAAUAUCCAAACAGUAUAAGAAGCUUUGUGUUUAUGGGGUGAAAGGGAUAACUGUGAAGGAGGCUCUGAUGCGAGACGGUCGAUUCAUGUCUCUUGGAGAAUUCGAGUUGUCUGAUAAUGAGAACCCCAAUCUCCUCACUCUUUGCACUCAGAAGGUGGACAACCUCCACCAGAAAACAUUCAAGAUCUGCCUUCCACUGAAUAAAAGACAAGGUAUUGAAAAGUCAACUAGAUCCAUGUCAGAAGUAAUGAGUCAAAGUGGAAAAAGUGUGAAAAGAGCAAUGCAAGAGCGAGGUAGCAUUGAUAUUGAGGAGAUCCAUGAACUACUGCGUCAGCAGUUUCCAGAUUUGAAAAGACUGAUGGAGUGUAAGUUUCCUGAAGGGUCUUAUCAGAAACAACUGAACCUGAGGAAGGAGAACUUUGGAAAGAUUCAGCAGGCUUUCAGUGAAGUUCACAGAAUCAAAACGCUGCUAGAAAUGGGAAAGUCAGUUUGUAAAGUAAUUGUGGAAAACGUUUGUCAGGGAACUGGUUUUGUGCUGUUUGACAACUUCAUUCUGACCAAUGCUCAUCUGUUUAAAGGUUGCAUGAAAGGAAACAAGCUAAAGGGGCACAUUAAAGUCCAUGCUCUGUUUAACUAUGAAAAACCAGAGCCAGACAUCAGUUACUUCCACUUUAUUGUAAAGUCGCUGAUAAACUUUGAUACCGAGCUGGACUAUGCUGUACUUGAGCUCGAACCUGAAGGCCAAAAGCUUAACAAACAAAAGAACACAAAGAAUAUAAAAGUACCUCCAGGGCUUCUGGGGAAACUUGGUCCAAAGCCUGAGAAUGGUGAGGCUUGUAUUAUUGGUCAUCCAGCAGGAGGAGUGAAAAAAAUAGACUCCACAUGUAUCAUUGAGCCUGAGAAAAGAGAACAGGCUGUUAAUGACCAUUUGGCUCGUUACCUGGACACAAUGAUGGUUGUCCAGAUAAUAAAUCAAAUAAAGGAUCAAGGCAUUGAAGAAAUAUUUAUGGGUGGAGAUAAAGAAGACGUGUCUACUUACCACACUUACAUGUAUCACGGAGCUUCUGGUUCUCCGGUGUUUGAUGCUCACGGGCAGCUUUUUGGGCUCCACACGGCAGGAUUUUAUUACGAGUUCGUAGAGAAGAACAGCGUGAUUGAGUACGCCCAACCUAUUCUUGCUAUAUUUGAAAAGUUUGUCUGGGAUCUGAAGACAAGUGGAAACAUACAGAUUCUGGACAGAGUUAAGGAGUUAGUGACAGACAAUGAGAAGCUGAAAGAGAUACUUGAGGUUGAGCCAAUGGAGGAAGAAUGA
This is a messenger RNA of Nothobranchius furzeri (turquoise killifish), 2000 nucleotides long. Its product is annotated as serine protease FAM111A. The record is from RefSeq and is a predicted model, not a curated record. Gene Ontology annotation, biological process: DNA replication. Gene Ontology annotation, cellular component: chromatin; nucleus. NCBI's taxonomy places the organism in Eukaryota, Metazoa, Chordata, Actinopteri, Cyprinodontiformes, Nothobranchiidae.